Molecule: messenger RNA, 1144 nt
Organism: Talpa occidentalis (Iberian mole)
Lineage: Eukaryota; Metazoa; Chordata; Mammalia; Eulipotyphla; Talpidae
Gene: SPRY3
Product: sprouty RTK signaling antagonist 3
Biological process (GO): negative regulation of fibroblast growth factor receptor signaling pathway; animal organ development; negative regulation of MAP kinase activity
Cellular component (GO): membrane; cytosol
Source: RefSeq, a predicted model, not a curated record
UCUGCGGUGUCAGGGAGAGCGAGACAGAGUAUUCCUGUUUCUGGCCCCGCCGCCAGCGAAGGAGUUUUCAUUCAGACUUUCCGAAGAGAGGUGGCGAGGGCAGGGGCUCGACAGAAGAACAGGCUCUUUGAGCCGAUGGGGCCUCGGCUCCGCCGCCUUCCCGGCAGGGACGGACCCUCCCCGCAAGGAUGCGCCAACGUAAGCUAAGGUCCACGUAACUGCAAGGGCUCUUUACCACCGUAAGUGCCACUCUGACCCCCAACUCGAGACUCGCAGCAAAAUGGAUGCCACCGUGACAGACGAUUUCCAACAGAUCCUGCCCAUCGAACAGCUGCGCUCCACGCAUGCCAGCAACGACUACGUGGACCGGCCCCCGGCGCCCUGCAAGCAGGCCCUGUCCAGCCCUUCCCUGAGUGUGCAGACCCACAAGUCCGACUGGUCCCUGGCCGCCGCGCCCGCCGCCCUGCCCCGCAGUCUCAGCCAGUGCCACCAGCUGCAGCCCUUGCCCCAGCACCUGAGCCAGUCCAGCCUCGCCAGCUCCGUGUCCCACAGCACCACUGCCUCCGACCAGCGCCUCCUGGCCGGCAUCACGCCCUCGCCGUCGGGCCAAUCCAUCGUCCGAACCCAGCCCGGGGCCGCGGCCCCGAAGGUCGCGGGUGCCCUCAAAGGGGAGGCCGAGCGCGCCGCGCUGCGCCCGGCCGAGCACGUCUUCAUCUGCGAGCAGUGCGGCCGCUGCAAGUGCGUGCUGUGCGCGGCAGCGCGGCCGCUGCCCUCCUGCUGGCUGUGCGAGCAGCGCUGCCUCUGCUCGGCCGAGAGCCUGCUCGACUACGGCACGUGCCUGUGCUGUGUCAAGGGCCUGUUCUACCACUGCUCCAGCGACGACGAGGACAACUGCGCCGACGAGCCCUGCUCCUGCGGGCCGGGCUCCUGCGCCGUGCGCUGGGCGGCCAUGAGCCUGCUGUCCCUGCUCCUGCCCUGCCUGUGCUGCUACCUACCCACGCGCGGGUGCCUCCACCUGUGCCAGCGGGGCUGCGACCGCCUCCGGCGCCCCGGCUGCCGCUGCGAGGGCCACACCAACACGGUGUGCAGGAAGCUGUCCCCGGGCGCCGCCCCCUUCCCCAAGCCGCAGGACAAGGCCGUGUGA